This is a messenger RNA of Colossoma macropomum (tambaqui), 2686 nucleotides long. RefSeq lists its product as uncharacterized. Bases 128 to 2023 code for a protein of 631 amino acids. Gene Ontology annotation, molecular function: carnitine O-acetyltransferase activity. The transcript has 14 exons. The record is from RefSeq and is a predicted model, not a curated record. Gene Ontology annotation, cellular component: peroxisome. Lineage: Eukaryota; Metazoa; Chordata; Actinopteri; Characiformes; Serrasalmidae. Gene Ontology annotation, biological process: carnitine metabolic process, CoA-linked.
GGGGCGCAGAUGUGCGCAAAACUUUGACAGAAACUUUUCUCUGCUCGUCCUUGGAGCGCAGAAUGUCAGGGGGACUUUUUACCCACGACCACCAGUCUGUAAAGUCGGCGGGACCGUUCCUGAAAUCAUGCUGAGUGUCCUGGCAAGAGCGGCGUCCAGGGUGGGCGUAGGGGUGCCCUCUCACCUGGUGAGGCCGGUGGUGGGACUUCAGCUGUCCAUUCGCUCCAUUGCACAUCAGGAGGGUCUGCCCAAACUCCCUGUCCCGCCACUUAAACAGACGUGUGAGCGCUACCUGGCCAUGCUGGAGCCGCUGGUCACUGAGGAGGAGCUGGAACACACGCGUGCUCUUGUGGCCGAAUUCCUCCGGUGCGGUGGGGUGGGAGAGAGGCUGCAGAGGGGACUGGAGAGGAGAGCCCGCAAAACUGAGAACUGGCUCUCUGAGUGGUGGAUGCAGUCGGCCUACCUGGACUCCCGUAUGCCAGUUGCUGUGUACACUAGCCCUGGGGUGGUCUUACCCCCAAUGCACUUUCAAGACCGCCAGGGACAAAUGAGGUUUGCUGCCAAAUUGAUCGCUGGGGUUUUGGACUUCAAACAAAUGAUUGACAAUGAAACACUGCCUCUUGAGUACCUUGGAGGAAAGCCUUUAUGUAUGGACCAGUAUUAUCAGGUGCUGACAUCAUGUCGAAUACCAGGACCCAAGAAAGACACUGUGGUGAACUACGGCACUGGAAAAAUGCCUUCGACACACAUCACUGUGGUUCAUAACUUUCAGUUUUUUGUCCUGGAUGUAUACAACAGUGAUGGCACCCCACUGACGGUGGACCAGAUCUAUGUGCAGCUGGAGAAGAUCUGGAACUCUUCCUUACAGACCAAUAAAGAGCCCAUCGGCAUCCUCACUUCCAACCACCGCAACACUUGGGGCAAGGCCUACAACAACCUUAUCAAAGACAAGACGAAUAAAGAGUCGGUGCGGGCCAUCCAGAAGAGCAUCUUCUUAGUGUGUCUGGAUGCCCCAAUGCCACGAGUGUCAGAGGACAUUUACUACAGCAAAGUAGCUGCCCAGAUGCUGCAUGGUGGAGGAAGCCGCUGGAACAGUGGAAACCGCUGGUUUGAUAAAACGCUGCAGUUUAUAGUGGGGGAGGACGGAUCGUGUGGACUGACCUAUGAGCACGCCCCAGCAGAGGGACCUCCCAUCGUGUACCUAGUGGACCAUGUGGUGGAGUAUAUGAAGAGAACAGAGAUGAUACGAGCUCCCAUGAUCCCACUGUCCAUGCCUCUGAAACUGCGCUUCAACAUAACACCUGAAAUCAAGAAGGACAUCGAGAAAGCCAAGCAAAACAUGAACAUAAUGGUUCAUGACCUGGAUGUUCGAGUGCUCAACUUCUCUCACUAUGGGAGGAAAUACCUGAAGUCGUAUAAAACCAGUCCAGACGCCUUCAUCCAAAUGGCUCUGCAGCUGGCCUACUACAGGAUGUACCAGAUGUGCUGCCCAACAUAUGAGAGCGCUUCCCUACGCAUGUUUAAGCUGGGCAGAACAGAGGCCAUCCGCACAACCUCCACAGAGUCGGUGAAAUUUGUACAAGCUAUGGACGACCAGUCCAAACAGAACUCUGAGAAGCUGGCACUGUUGGAGAACGCCAUCAAAGCCCAUCGAACUUACACACACACGGCCAUCCAUGGGCAGGCUAUAGACAGGCAUCUGCUGGGCCUGAAGAUGCAGGGCAUUGAGGAUCUUACUUCUCUCCCUGAAAUCUUCAUGGAUACCUCCUAUGCUGUGGCCAUGCAUUUCAACCUCUUCACCAGCCAGGUUGGAUCGAAGACAGAUUGUGUUAUGUGUAUUGGGCCCAUGGUCCCAGACGGUUAUGGGGUCUGUUACAACCCAAUGGACGACCACAUCAAUUUCGCCGUGACGGCCUUCAACAGCUGUGAGGACACCAAUGCCACCAAACUAGCUCGGUCCCUUCAGGAUGCAUUGCUUGACAUGAAGGCUCUUCUGGAACAGACGGCCAAGCCUGCCGAGUGAGGCUUUGUACUGGUGAAAGGAACAGGCCAACAAGACCUGAGUAAAAGGCUCCCAGGCUGGAUAAGAAGGCAAAGGAUGCCUGACAGUGAUAUUUACUGUACCUGCAUGGUGCCGUCUGGCACAAUGUGAACGCACAACAACAACUCUCCCUUAUUUCUUUGAGCAACUUGCCACUAUUGAAAUGUUUGUCCCACAACAUUUUCAGUUUGCAUCAUUAGAGUUGGUGGAAAAAUCACCACCAUAACACUACAAAACGAUUUAAGAUGCUCCUUCAAUACUUUUUUGUUGGUUGUUUGGUUACUUAACGUUUCUGUUUACUUUGUUUGCUGUUUUGAAGGUUUGCUGUAGACGUACGCAAAGUCUUUUGAUUCCAUAUCACUGUUUUUCUCUGCCUAUUAUUUAAUCUUCUUAAAAGGACUGCUGUAUAUCUAUUACUACAUAUUUAUUGUGAUAAAUAUACAUUUGAACACAGUACACAUAAGCUUUAAGGUCUGCAAACUUGUUUUUACAAGGUGUGAAAGAAAAGAAAGAUAUAAACCUCUAGUUUCCACAUAAAUGCAAAGAAAAUGUGUAAUAAAAACAUAUUUCUUUUUUUCUUUUGGGUCUACAUUUUACAGGAAGAUAGUAGUGAAUAAACGUGAUCGUACAUCUAUAGUAUAAUCA